AUGCCGGCUGGGAUGCACCGCUCCAAAGUGUUGGUCUCUGCUCCACAACCACCACGAUCUGCCGACGAGCUCACGAUGACGCUGUUUCAGCUCGGCCUGUGCGCAGGCUCCAUCUACACCACGUUUUUAAUAUGGGGCCUGCUCCAAGAACGACUCACAAAGACGCCCUACACGGCGGCGCCCACGCUGCUCCAUCCUAAUCCUCAGCCCGAGUACUUUCGCUCGCCGCUCUUCCUCAACACGGUGCAGGCGAUCCUGUCGUCAAUCGUCGCGUGCGUCUAUCUGCUCGUGCGAAAUCGUGGCUCCAACAAGCCUGUCGCACACAUCCUUGGCCUGCAUACGCUCACACCCAACGGCAUCCCACAACCAUCGACCAAGGCCGACACCAACGGCGCGGCGAACGGCCACGCUGCCACUUCGUCUCGCUGGAUAUCGCCGCUGCUCAAGCGGUACGUGGCCAUUGCGGCGCUGCAGAGCACCGCAUCGCAGCUCGGAUUCCUCAGCCUGCGCUACAUCUCGUAUCCCACACUCACGCUCGCCAAGUCGUGCAAGCUCGUGCCCGUGCUCAUCAUGAACGUCGUCCUCUACCGCCGCAAGUUCGCCGCAUACAAGUAUGCCGUCGUCGGACUCGUCACGCUCGGCAUCUGGCUCUUCAUGGCUUUCGCACCUUCCAAGCCGGGCAAGAAGGUAAAGGGUCCCGAGAGCAGCAGUCUGGUCGGUCUCUUGCUGUGUCUGCUCAAUCUCGUUCUCGACGGUGCCACCAACAGCACCCAGGACGAUGUGUUCUCCCGAUUCGGCCGCAAGACCGUCUCGGCGGGCCAGAUGAUGCUCGUCAUGAACGCCAUCUCCGCCGUGCUCAUGGCGCUCACCCUCACAGUGCCGUCGCCCUUUUCCUCCGGCGAGCCGAACCAGCUCACGGCUGCACUCGCAUUCGCGCACAAGCAUCCCGAGGUCUGGCGCGACAUUGUGGCAUAUGCGGUGGCAGGCGCCGUAGGCCAGGUUUCCAUCUUCGAAACGCUCGAGCGAUUCGGAAGCCUGACACUCGUUUCGAUCACCGUCACGCGCAAGCUCUUCACCAUGCUCCUCUCGGUGCUCGUGUACAAGCACGAGCUCAGCAACCUCCAGUGGGUCGGUGUGGCCGUCGUCUUUGCGGGCAUCGGCAUCGAGGCUCGCGAAAAGAGGAGGGAGGGUCUAGCAAAGAAGGUGGUCAAUGACCAAAAGAAGGCGCUGCAGAAGGAUGCCUAG
Moesziomyces antarcticus is the source of this 1245-nucleotide messenger RNA. RefSeq names its product UAA transporter. Gene Ontology annotation, molecular function: UDP-galactose transmembrane transporter activity; UDP-glucose transmembrane transporter activity. Gene Ontology annotation, cellular component: Golgi membrane; endoplasmic reticulum membrane. NCBI's taxonomy places the organism in Eukaryota, Fungi, Basidiomycota, Ustilaginomycetes, Ustilaginales, Ustilaginaceae. The record is from RefSeq and is a predicted model, not a curated record. Bases 1 to 1245 code for a protein of 414 amino acids. Gene Ontology annotation, biological process: UDP-galactose transmembrane transport. The transcript has a single exon.